This is a messenger RNA of Centropristis striata (black sea bass), 2274 nucleotides long. Its product is annotated as ras-related protein Ral-B. The coding region runs from base 89 to 712 and encodes 207 amino acids. Gene Ontology annotation, cellular component: plasma membrane. The record is from RefSeq and is a predicted model, not a curated record. The transcript has 4 exons. Gene Ontology annotation, molecular function: GTPase activity; GDP binding; GTP binding. NCBI's taxonomy places the organism in Eukaryota, Metazoa, Chordata, Actinopteri, Perciformes, Serranidae. Gene Ontology annotation, biological process: Ras protein signal transduction.
GGGUGUCUGGGUGCAGAGAAAGUGUAAGAGUGGGUGUGUGUGUGUGCAUGUGUGAGUGUGUGAAAGAGACACUAAGAAGAAUCCAGUGAUGGCUACCGGUAAAAGUAAAAACCAGAGCUCUCUGGCACUGCACAAGGUGAUUAUGGUGGGCAGUGGAGGCGUGGGGAAGUCUGCCCUCACCCUGCAGUUCAUGUAUGAUGAGUUUGUGGAGGACUACGAGCCCACCAAGGCAGACAGCUACAGGAAGAAGGUCGUUCUGGAUGGCGAGGAGGUCCAGAUUGACAUUCUGGACACAGCCGGCCAGGAGGACUACGCUGCCAUCAGGGACAACUAUUUCCGCAGUGGGGAGGGCUUCCUAUUGGUCUUCUCCAUCACAGAGCACGAGUCCUUCAGUGCCACCGUGGAGUUCAGGGAGCAGAUCUUGAGGGUGAAGGCGGAAGAGGACAAGAUCCCUCUCCUUCUGGUAGGGAACAAGUCCGACCUGGAGGAGCGUAGGCAGGUAUCUGUGGACGAGGCCCGAGGGAAGGCCGAGGAAUGGGGCGUCCAGUACGUGGAGACAUCUGCCAAAACCAGAGCCAACGUUGACAAGGUAUUCUUUGACCUGAUGCGCGAAGUACGAGGCAAGAAAAUGUCAGAAAACAAAGACAAGAACGGAAAAGGAAAGAACAAGAAGAACAAGAAGAGCUUCAAAGAAAGAUGCUGUUUACUUUAAACUCUUCAUGGACCUGAACUACCCACAACGCAACUGUUAAGUUGGGGAACAAAGCAGAGCGUCCUUGCCAUUGUCAUUCAAAAGAAAUUUGACCUUUUUUAAUAGCUGGUUUUAGUUUAGUGUUUAGAACAAUCUCAACCACUUUUUUUAGUUUUUAAUUAAUGAAAUCUGACUUGCUGUUUCAUUGGAAGAUAACCACUGUUGUGACUGUGACUCAAACUGCAGUGCUUGAUGGCUCAUAGGAAGCCAAUGACCAAACUGCCACUGACACUAACUCUGCUGCUCAAGACAUUCUCCACUGUUAAACUCAGCGAUUAUACUGCCUUUGACUUUGGUUCAGUGUGUUUUACACCAGAAUUGUUGAGUCUUUAAGUAAACAGUGCUCUUAAUUUCUUUACCUGUUCUUAAUCUUAAUCUGCAUAAUUCUCAUUCUAUAUUAGUAUAGACCCCUUGAAUCUAUGUUCAUCAAUUUACAAGGAACUCUAAUGCUGCUGUCUGUCUUAUUUUGUGAUCACUUAUGAUGACAUUUAAUGUCACGUCUGUCGAAGAUGUUGGCCUCAUUCGUUCAUCUGUCCGGACUCUGAUCUAUGACUUCAGAGCUUGUUUUGAAUGGAUGUUGAAACCGGAACUUUCAAAUGUCUUCUUCUUUUCCAGUUCAUCCAAUGGUUUGUGAUUUUCUGACCACAGAAGAAUCAGUGCAAUCAGAGGUCUUGUUGCCAAACAGGGUUAUUAUUAUCAGGCCUUGCAUGAUUACUACCAAUUAAUCCAAAGAUGCUUUGCAGUUUUUCUGGAAGACUGCUGCAAGAUAAAUAUCUUUGGUGACUGUAAAUCACAGAAAACCCCCAAAUUCAUGGUGAGGUAAUUUAUCACUUACCGAGUUUCAUGUUGAUAUUUUAACAUAUGUUAGAUAUUCUGAGGCUGUGAAGAUAAGGUUGUCGUGUAUUUACUAUUAAUUUUUUCUUGGUAUGCUCAUGUUAUCUGGCCCUUCCCACCCUUUUUCACAGUGCAGAUUUCUUCCUGUUUUACACGACUGUUGAUGUUUGGAGUCUGAACUGUGAGACAGGUGUUGACAAUCCAGGAGGCCAUCAUGCUUCUGGUCCACGAUGGCAUUAUAAUCAAUAACUCCCUACUAUCCCCUUUUUCUUUUUUCCUUGUUUUUUUAAUAACAUGCACUACAUUGCCAAUACCUAAGAAGUGAACUUCAUGUUGAAUGGAGUCACACUGGAAAUUUUUAAACAGUCUGUGCCAACAAAAUCACAAGAAAUCAAACAAUGUUUGUGGAUGUACAGUAUGUAUGUUAAUAAUGUGAGUGUAUGUACAUUUACCAGAAAAUCCUACUACCUUUCUAUGUCGGUGUGAGUGAAGCUUUGGAAAGGGUGCCAACUUCUUAACUGUUGUUUAAUCAAGCGCUACAGUGAACAAGAUGUUUCUACCACUGCCUAGACCAUUCUUUGUAACAUGUCCGCAUGUCUUUUUUUCCUUUUACUUCCUACUGCUGUGAGUAUGCCGUUAUCUCUCUGCAGCGAGAGUGUUGCCGAAUAAAUGCCUUUUUCCCUUUGUAA